UGAAAAUGAUGAAGGCUCCAAAUGGAUCUUGGAUUUUGAACGGAUGUGCAGAGGCGUGAACGAAAGCAACCAUUUUCGACUUCGCUGUGUGCGAAUGUUGAUGAAAGCGGGAACCGAGGCGGACUUGUUCAUGCGUGUCGACAAAUCGAAGACUUACGAUGAGUUUAAAGAAAACUUCCUGAAAACUUUUGGUCGCAGUAAUUCAACUGCUGAUGUGUUACUGCUCUUGAAGGAAACCACUGUCAAUCCAGGGAAGAACUUCGUAAUGGGAUACAUUCUUCUGAUGGAAGAAAUUGCUAUGCGUGCCGACAUCGAAGAAAAAUUAACGAUUCAGUUUAUCAUUGAUGGUUUUCGCGAUCGUUCUACCAGUAUCGCCUUAUUGUAUUCAGCGACGACCAUUGGAAAACUUAAGGAGCUGGCCCGUCAAUACGAGGCUUUAAGGAAGAGUACCCAGACGAAUUUCAAGCGCUCUGAGAUGAGUGCAUCAGGACCUGACCAGAACCAGGUGCGCUGCUAUAAUUGUUCAGCGCAUGGACAUUACGCUUCAUCGUGUCCCGCACCUCUGCGGGAGAAGGGAUCGUGCUUCCAGUGUGGGUCCAUGCAGCACAAGGUGAAGGAUUGCCAACAGAAGCCUGUGCCAACUCAACGAUCCGUGAAUACAGCCAGCAACCAGCCGAUGAUGGACGACGGAGAGCAGCACAAUAUGUUUGUUCCUAUUAUGAAUCAGCGCUAUUAAUUUGAUGCAGCGUGCGGCGAUGCCUUAUGUAAAUUUUGAUGAUGUACUAAGACCAACUGAAUAUUGUGGAGUAAAUGGUUCAAGAAUAAGCACUUUUGGAAAAAUAAUUGUUAAAGUAAAUUUUCAUAACAUAGAGAAAGAACUCAUAUUUUACGUUGUACCCAAUAAUUAUGUAUCUAGUAAUGUCCUUCUGGGGCGUAGUUUCCUUGAACAUUAUGGAAUAAAAUUGAUUUUUGAA
Molecule: messenger RNA, 974 nt
Organism: Drosophila obscura
Lineage: Eukaryota; Metazoa; Arthropoda; Insecta; Diptera; Drosophilidae
Exons: 2
Coding region: 44-736 (230 amino acids)
Biological process (GO): positive regulation of cytoplasmic translation
Cellular component (GO): cytoplasm
Molecular function (GO): mRNA binding; single-stranded RNA binding; zinc ion binding
Source: RefSeq, a predicted model, not a curated record